Messenger RNA from Carya illinoinensis, 720 nucleotides. Its product is annotated as subtilisin-like protease SBT2.5. The transcript has 3 exons. The record is from RefSeq and is a predicted model, not a curated record. NCBI's taxonomy places the organism in Eukaryota, Viridiplantae, Streptophyta, Magnoliopsida, Fagales, Juglandaceae. The coding region runs from base 105 to 392 and encodes 95 amino acids.
CAAGUGACCUGAAACCCAUUGGCAUAUGAUUCAGAAACCAAGCGAAGCUAGAUCAAGAAAAAAGAAACAAGCUAGCUGCCGCAGCUGCUGGAGUAGUAGGGGUAAUGGAAAGUACAGAAACUGAGCCGUACUUCGUUUUCAUGAACCACGAUCCCGAAUACGAGCGCCUUCGUGCUGAUCGAACAAAUAGAGGGGUACAAGAGCUUGAUUUAUAUCUAAGUAGGAAGCAUGAUGAGCUGUUGGCAAACACCCUUGAGGCAGGCAGCUACAAGAAGACAUUAUCGUUUGUCAUUGUUGAUGGGUUUUCGGUAGACAUCACCGAGGCUCAGGCCAACGUGCUUAGAUCUGCAAAGGAAGUGAGGAUUGUGGAGAAGAAUCAAGAGCUUGCUUGAUUGGUCAUGACGUUGCUGAGAAGAUGUGAAGAUGUUUGUGGAUGUAGGCUGGGAAGAAAUGCCUUAUAAUUAUUAACUAUAUAUAUAUGUGUGAUAAUAUGAGUACUUAUCUCCAAGGAGAAAUUUGAAUCCAGAUCAAUCUCCUGUACCUAUGUAUUUUAGAGACUAAGCCAUGGUAUUGUCUUGGUGUCUGAUCCAUAUAUAAAGUUUCUGGUCAAUGUAAUAAGUCCGUCCAAGUACUAUAAUAGUUAAUAUUUAAGAAGAAGUCAAGCUUGUGAAAGACAUAUAUAAUUAAAUGGAAUAUGAUCGUAUAUUGGCCAAUGAGUUA